UUUCUUUGGACAAAGCCCCAUUUGCUGACCUUUCUGCACAUUCAUCUUCACAUAAACAGCGCGGAUCCCCAACAUCAUUAAACACACAAGAAAAUGUCCAUCUUUCUUCUUGCUGCAACUUUCUCCCUGCAAUUGAUAGAGCAAACUGCAACUUUCUUCUUGCUCAAUCCCUUUGUUUUAACCAUCUUGGCCUUCAUCUUAAUAUUCCUAUUCAAAUGGUCCUCUACCUUUUCGACCACCAAAACAAACACACCACCUUCACCACCAAAGCUCCCUAUCGUCGGGAACUUCCACCAACUCGGCGCGCAGCCUCACCGUUCACUCGGGUCCUUAGCUCAACGCCAUGGCCCCCUCAUGCUGCUUCACUUUGGCAGCGUACCAACACUUGUUGCCUCGUCUGCUGAUGCUGCCCGCGAGAUCAUGAAGACCCAUGACCUCAUCUUUGCCAACCGCCCCAAAUCAAGCAUGUUCGAGAAACUACUAUACAAUUACAAAGAUGUGUCAACGGCCCCCUAUGGCGAGUACUGGAGGCAAAUGAAAAGCAUGUCAGUGCUACAUCUUUUGAGUAACAAAAGGGUUGAGUCCUUUCGAGCUGUGAGAGAGGAGGAAACUUUUCUAUUGAUUGAGAAAAUCAAAAAGUCUUGUUCUUCAGCAUAUGUGAAUUUAAGCCAAGUGCUUGAAAACCUUACUAAUGAUGUAGUAUGUAGGGUGGCUUUGGGAAGGAAGUAUGGCGUUGGGGAAGGUGGAAGAAAGUUUAAGGAGCUUUUGGGUGAGUUCGUGGAGUUGUUGGGUGCUCUAAGCGUGGGGGAUUAUAUUCCAUGGCUUGCUUGGGUGAGCCGUGUGAAUGGCUUGGAUGCUAGAGCGGAGAAAGUGGCUAAACAGUAUGAUGAUUUUCUAGAAGGAGUAAUUGAAGAGCACAUAGAUUGUCAGAAGAGAGGACUAGAAAAUGAACACCAAAAGGAUUUUGUGGACGUUUUGCUUCAAAUCCAAAAGGAAAGCGUGAUUGGUUUUCCUAUUGACAGAGUUAGCGUCAAAGCUCUAAUCCUGGUAAGCAAACCUCUCUCUCUUUCUCUCCCUGCAUGUGUGGGUGUGUACACUCGCACCAUACGUGAUAUAAUUGAUGAAUGCAUUUCUUCUUAA
Molecule: messenger RNA, 1140 nt
Organism: Corylus avellana
Lineage: Eukaryota; Viridiplantae; Streptophyta; Magnoliopsida; Fagales; Betulaceae
Source: RefSeq, a predicted model, not a curated record